Messenger RNA from Mixia osmundae IAM 14324, 483 nucleotides. RefSeq lists its product as uncharacterized. The transcript is spliced from 5 exons. The record is from RefSeq and is a predicted model, not a curated record. Bases 1 to 483 code for a protein of 160 amino acids. Lineage: Eukaryota; Fungi; Basidiomycota; Mixiomycetes; Mixiales; Mixiaceae.
AUGGAAGAAGAGAUCACCUGCACACAGAUUCAAGGGGAACCCAUCGCCAACUUCAGAUGCAUCGUCCUCGCCGAAACAGCAACGCCGACAGGCCAAAGCUAUCGACUUGCUUCCGGACGGGAAAUGUCGAUUGUCUCGGCAGAUGGCCCUAUCGUGGAAGGCGUCACGCCAACAAAGUCACAAAUGAUCCAGCAGUGCUGCUCAGGCCAUCAAUUCGCUAGAUUCGCCGUCGAUCGUCCAGAUACCAUGUUCAAGAGGCUUCGGCCUGAUUUUGCUGUCGUGUGCGACCCAGCUUCGCCGCAGUUCUACCUGCGAGCUGACUGUCAACAUUACUUCCCUCAGAGCGGCAUCAUUUACAACGCGAUAGCAGGUUUGUUCGACUCUUGCAAAAUCACUACGGAACGAAGAUACGGCUCGCGCUGCUACUGGCAUGACCGCCUCGGUGCGAACUCGUCGCUUCCUCUCCGAAGUACCAAUGCAUAG